UGUUACUGUCUCUGAGCAUGGAGACACAGCAUAGCCAUUCCGGCUAGUAGCUAUUGAUAGCCUUAUCCUCCAUGAAUUUGUCUCGCCCUCUUUUCGAGCCAUCCAAGUUUGUCACCAUCACUAUAUUGUGAGCGAGCGACUCUGCAGUGCUGGAUACAAGCUACUGAUUUCAGUGGUCCAAUGCCCCAUAUUACGUGUCCAGCUGCUUCUCAUAUCAAGCAAGCUGUUUUGUCGUGUUAGGACAACUCUUUUAAAAAGUUAAGAACCAAAGUUCAAUCAGUUCAUGGAUCAGUGGAACUGGAAUAUAUGCAGACAUUUCAGAUGGACUUUCUCCCCUCCAAGCUUUUUAAUGACCAACCCCCAAUAAGACGAUAGAGAGAGGGGGGGCAAGAACGGAAGAAUUAAGAUCUUUGCAGAUCUGAAGUUGAAAAAUCCAGCUCAGCUCUUUAUACACACAGUACAGCAGACUGCAAUCUGAAAAGCACAGGGAAAUCUCAAAACAAAAAACAGAUAAAACAGGAAACAUGAACAUUGAAGAAUAUUUCACAAGAAUCGGCUACAAAGGCUCUCUCGAAAAACUGGAUUUUGGAACCUUAGCGACGAUCUUCCAGCACCACAUACGAGCUGUGCCCUUUGAAAACCUCAGCAUCCACUGCGGGGAGACGAUUACUCUAGACUUAGAUCAUGUUUACAACAAGAUCGUGAAGGAAAAACGAGGAGGUUGGUGCAUGGAGAACAACCAGCUUUUGUCUUGGGUUCUGAAAAAGCUGGGAUAUAACACCACCAUACUGGGAGCUUAUGUUUAUAACCCGCAGCAAAAUGCCUAUGCCACUCAAAUGACCCAUCUCAUCAUCAAGGUGGCUAUUGACGAGAGAGCCUACAUCGUUGAUGCAGGCUUUGGUGUCUCCUACCAAAUGUGGCAACCGUUGGAGCUGGUGUCUGGCAAAGACCAGCCACAAAUGCCUGGGAUCUUUCGUUUCACAGAAGACAACGGUAUUUGGUACUAUGAGAAAAUAAGAAGGAAACAAUACAUUCCCAAUCAAAACUUUGCCAACUCAGAUCUCUUGGAAAAAAGGGAGCGCAGGAGUAUCUACCUGUUCAGCCUUGAGCCAAGGACAGUAGAAGACUUUCGGUUCCAGUGCUCCUAUCUCCAAACGUCCCCAGAUUCCGUGUUUACUAAGAAAUCUAUCUGCAGCCUCCAGACCAAUGAUGGGUUUAGGGCUUUGAUUGGAUGGACACUCGUGGAGACAAAAUUUAACCACAUGGAAGGCACAGAUCUGGUGAAGCACACAACACUGAGCGAUGACGAGGUGGAGAAAACACUGAGAGAGAAAUUUGGUGUAACUCUGGAGAACAAGCUUGUUCCUAUUAACAUCAAAGCGACGUAUACCAUCUAGUGUAGAAAACAAAACAUGGCACAAUGCUAUGCAAUUGCAACAAGCUUUACCAUCUUCUUAAAUCCAUUGUUCUGUAAAUUGCAGUUGUGAUUAAAACCUGUCCAUAAGCUGUAAGCACCCCAUGCUAGGCAGAAGAGGAUAAUUGUAUAUUGUGGGUUUUUUUCACCAGCACUGACAACCCUGUAGAUGCAAACCAGUGACUGCGAAGUACUUAACAUGUCUUGGAUAAUGAAUUUUGAAACGAUUUAAGCACUUCAAAAUGGAGGAAUCUGCAUUUCACAUUUUAUUAAGUUACAUGGAUCUGAAUGCAAAGCAGGACUUGCUCCGAUGUGUACCCAGAACUAAUGUGUGAACGAAGGAUACUCCAUUCAUUUCAAUACAGGAAACUCGUCUAAAGGAAUGUUUUUAAGCAAACUGCCUUCCUUUAUUAACAUAAAAUGGGGGCAGCCCUACAAAUUCAUGAAAAAAAUGACUCAUAUGGGCUUAUUAACUCUAAGGAAAUGGGAAUUUUAGAAUUCAAAUAUCUUAGCUGCCAACAAGCUAGUUCACAUUAAAAGCUACAUGACCUAAAAUGUCAGCAACA
Messenger RNA from Lacerta agilis (Sand lizard), 1980 nucleotides. RefSeq names its product arylamine N-acetyltransferase, pineal gland isozyme NAT-10-like. The record is from RefSeq and is a predicted model, not a curated record. Lineage: Eukaryota; Metazoa; Chordata; Lepidosauria; Squamata; Lacertidae. Bases 525 to 1397 code for a protein of 290 amino acids. Gene Ontology annotation, molecular function: acetyltransferase activity. The transcript is spliced from 2 exons.